Messenger RNA from Amyelois transitella, 5196 nucleotides. It is a transcript of the gene Fas3, whose product is annotated as fasciclin-3. The coding region runs from base 387 to 1676 and encodes 429 amino acids. The transcript is spliced from 11 exons. Gene Ontology annotation, biological process: cell-cell adhesion. Gene Ontology annotation, cellular component: cell-cell junction. Gene Ontology annotation, molecular function: cell adhesion molecule binding. The record is from RefSeq and is a predicted model, not a curated record. Lineage: Eukaryota; Metazoa; Arthropoda; Insecta; Lepidoptera; Pyralidae.
UCGUCCGCGGUGAGGCUACGUUUCUCUCUCGCGAGUUCCGAGUCUACUUUUACGGUGAUCCUUCGGAAACCGGUUUGAAAGUGCCUGAGGUGUGGCGUGGGCGACCAAGCAUCGUCCAACCGUAAAACAAUUACGUUACAGUUUAAAAAAACUCAUCCGUGCUCGUUUUUGUUACUUCGAAAGUGUUGUGGCCAACAUCAGGAUUCACUAUCUACAGUGCGAGCGGGCGAGCUGUGAAACCACGUGUGACAGAAGAGGAUAGAUACAGUGUUCGAAUCGAAACCAGUUUGAAAAAGGAAUAGUGACCGUUUUCGAUCGGGUCUAGUGAUGCUAGUGCGCCAUUGGUGUUUCAUAGUGUAGUGUACUUUUUGAAAGUGGAAUUCAAGAUGGCGAUUAUUCCCGCGCUUUUUGGACUGCUAAUGGCCGCUUUUGUAUCAGGCCAGCUCAUCUCCAUCGAGCCACAUGAGGCCGUAAGGAGAGUAGGGGACAACCUCACUGUGCUGUGUAAAGUCAAUUAUCCUAUUGACUCUUGUCGGAUAACCCUGGGACCAGCCCAGACUUCAUAUCGAUUGAUACCCGACAAGAAUGAUGCUUCGGAGAACGUCAUAUACGCUGGGAGGGGGCUGGAGUCCGGCGAAUGCGGUGCUCACAUCCGUCUUGUGUCAGAAGCCCUGAACGGGAACAUAUCCUGCACCCUGCCUCCUGAACGAGGGUCUGUGGAGAUCACGGCUGCCAUGAGGCUUAUUGUAGCCAGACCCCCCGGCGACCCCCGCCUGGUCUCCCCGCCAGCCCCGUCGUUCAAGGAGGGCGACAGGUUCCUGGCGCAGUGCGUGGUCCCAGACGGCAGACCAGCUGCCAAGAUCACCUGGUACCUGGACGACAAAGAACUGCAAGAAGGUCUAUACAAACCUGAAGUCACGAGUUCCCCAGGGAGCGACUUGCAGACCGUCUCACAGAACAUCAGCAGGGUGGUCACGGCGGACGACAACAACGUGGUCCUGACCUGCCGGGCGGAGCACGAGGCGUUACAGCAAGUCAGAGAGGCGAAGAGGCAGAUUAUUGUACACUACGCGCCAAAACGUCUCGAAUCCAACACGAUCACGAUAUUCGGACUGAAGUUGGGCGCCGAGGGCCGCCUCAACGUGACCGUGCGCGCCAACCCGCCGCCGCGCGCCGAGUGGAACGUGGGCUCCCAGACUAUCUCGCCCGCCGAGAGCUCGGCCGGCGCCGUCACGGCUAUACAGCCGGUGCAUUUGGGCGGCGGCUACUACAACGUCACUCUCCUGUUAUCCCACAUCGAAAAAGAGGACGUGGACCGCAAGUACUACCUGCGGGUGUCCAACGAGCUCGGAUACGAGGAGUUCACGGUGCUCAUCAGCACCCUUGACGAGCCCACUGGAGUGGAGCUGGAAGCUGGUGCGAUAGUGGGCAUCGUGAUCGCUGUGCUUCUCCUGCUCAUCGCUAUAACCCUCAUCGUUUUCGCUAAAGCCACCGAUAGAUGGUGCUUUGCCGGGCGUUCGCAUCACACGGAUAUCCCGGACGGGGCGGACUCGGAGGCUCCCCUCCCCUCCCACGACGACAUCAAGGGCUCCGAGAACCCCUCCCAUGACCACGGGGAGUACAUCAGCAAUGGCGACACGAAGCACCCGGAGAAAAAGCCGGACACGGCCGUGUAAAUUUGUAAGUCGACUCCGGACCUCUCCUCUGAUUUGAUAUAAGACUCGGGUAAGAUCGUGGCGCAAGUACCGACUUGCGAUGAAUUUUUUUUCAAUGACAUUAUCCACCGGGAUAUUGUCUUUAAAAACAAAAUCAUCGAUGAAAUUGGUUAAUUUCGAAAGUGAAAAUUUUUGAACGAAACAAAUUGAACUUUUGCAUCUUUUUUAUUUUGUUUGCAUUGUCCUUUUUGUAAAAUGUAAAAUUACAUCUACAGAAACGUGAAUUUGCAAAAAUUACUUUGAAAAUGACCGAUUUCUUAUUUAAGUAGUGAAUUCGAACUGCGUCACAACUUAUAAAAUUUUCGGUAACUUUGAAUUUUGUGGAGUAAUUACAAAGCGCUAUACAUAAUUCAUUAGCGGCUUCAAAUCAAUUAAUCGACUUUUGUAAAAACGUUUACUCGGUAGUUUUAUAUCUUGUUGAAGUUAAAGAGUUUUUGAAUUUACUGUCACUCUUAAUACUUUUUUGUUAUUAAGCACUUAUUGUAAUGUUGAAAUUUUAGUUUCAAUAUCUUGGUAUUUAAAGAAUAACUUAAAAAAAUCAACAACGCGACUGUUGAAAUAAAUGAGUCAAAUGAAAAGAGCUACUUAAUACAUUUCUAUGUUGGUCUAGUUUAAAAUAAAUGUGAAUGGAACUAAGCCGUGUGGUUCCCGGCACAAAUAGAAAAAUAGACAAGGACCACUCCUUCUCUUUUCCAUGUAUGUCGUAAAAGGCUUCUAAGGGACAUGCUUUAAACUUGGGAUUCUUCUUAGUCGAUGAGCUAGCAACCUGUCACUAUUUGAAUCUCAAUUUUAUCAUUAAGCCUAACAGCCGAACGUGGCCCAUCUGUCUUUUCAAGAUUGUUGGCUUUGUCGACCCCGCGAGGGAUAAAGACGUGACUAUAUGUAUGUAUAAAACUAUAAGUAUAUUAACAUAGAAUUUUAUUAAUUGACUCAUACACAUUUGUGUGUUUUCUUAGACAUUUAUUUGAAGCUAGAUGAUUUGUACAUUUUAGGUAUGAACUUAUGAACAUUUAAAAAGAGUGACAGUUUUAAUUUUAAACAUUUUGUAACUUAAAUUUGUUCACAACUUUGAAAUGGAAUAAAGAUGGGGAGCAGUAGAUAGGGAUAGAGAGAAUGGAACAUUGACGUAUUUUUUUCUUAAUUUUGCUUAUAUUUUCUGUGCCAGAUUUAUUGAAGGCGAUAUUUAAAUGUCUAUUGAUAAGUUCUUUUUUUAAAAUAGAUUUAUCGAAAUUAUAUAAGCACAUCGGAUUUAGAUAAAUUGAAAUUUUUGACGAGUUUCCUUAAUAAUGUUGUCCAGAUAUUUAGAAUUUUAGAAUUAUAUUAAGAAUACCAUUUCAACAGCUUGGUUAUUGUGACUGUAUAUCUUAUUAAUUUAAGUUGUAUUAUUAAUUUUAUAAAAUAUUUGUAACUACUUAAAAUCAAUUUCAUGAAUGUAUUACCUACAUAUUACUUAUUAAAAAUAAACAUUAAUCGUUAUUUAAAAUAAAAUUUUAACUCGUUUUCUACUGCUAAUGUCACCAACAUUUCAUUUUAACAACUCAUGUAAAUAAUCUGCAGUAUAAAAACAAGUGGAAAUAUUUGUAUAAGAAUCUCAUUAAGUUUAAAACAACGAAUUCCCAACGUGUAAUAUUAAUAUUAAAUCGAAUUUGUAAUAAAUACCUUAUAUUUAAAUAUUAUCAUUCAAGUAUUACGCCACGACUGACAUGCAAAUAUUUACGAAUAACUAAUGAACAUCAAUCAACAUGGAUUAAUAUAAUGUUUAAUGAAGGAAUGAAUAUAACAUCGAAAAUACUUGACAAUGGCAAAUGUUGUGGUUUAUACUUGUUUGAUAAAAUUCUAAAUAUCAAGAAGUAUAGAUGAAUGAUGAAUUCGAUAAUGAGUUGUCUAAUGUUAAUAAUAAGUACAUCACAUUCAAUUGCCAGUCGGAACAAGUGACGUCAAUAAGUGAUAUCUUGUAUCCAAUUUUGAAAAUAAAUCUAUUCUAUUCUAACAAUCCAUCUGGUAUAUACAACUUUAUUCUGGCAAUUCAGUUACUACGUCCACAAUUCGGAUUUUGAUGCGCAGUCUUGCCCUCACUAACGUCCAGUGAUGAGUUAGUAAAAAAUCCAAAGGAACUCCCUUACAUUGACGUCUUUGAUUCCGUUCGAUAAAAAAAUCACCAUAUAUAAAUAACUUUCUUGAUAGUUUUAAUGACAGAUUUCCAAUAAUAAUAUUGAAAAUUCUACAAUAAUCGUAAUAAGUACGUAUUCUUACUUAGAUAGCAUACUACACUCAAUAUUAGGUAUAUAUCGUUAAAAAAGGGAUAUUUUGCAAAUCGUAGAAAUUCUAGGAGACGAGACAAUUUAAAUUUUUUGAUCAAAUUUGAUUAAUUUCACUUAAUUAUUCCUUUUGAAUAAACGUUGAAACAUUUCUUAUUAUACUAUAUAAUAUAGUCUAUUAUAUUAUUUUAAGGUAUAACUAUUUCCUCAUUUCGCUGUGCAUUUAUCUACAACUUGCAUUUUAUAUAAUGUUUAAUUAUAUACACUUUGAGAUUAUUAAGAAAAUCGAUGUCAUAUUUUUUUUUUCAAUAUACCUUGAAAUAUUUACCUUUUAAUUGUAUUUUGAUAUUAACUGUUGUCACAAUACUAUAAUUAUGUUUAUACAUUUUGAUAACCGCUUAAUCCUUUUUAAAUCUCACAUGUAUUUUAGUUAUUUUAGUAAUUAUUGUGUUCGAACCACCAUUUUGUACGUUUACUAUAUUUUUGUAUAUACAAUGCUUCGAAUUAAGUUUUUAUAUAGUAAUACUAAGAUUCAAAACUCUUUUAAAUACUUAAGAUUUUUUUGUAUUUAAAACUAUAAAGAUGAAAUAGAAAAAUGGCUUUUUGAAAACUUUUAUUUUUGUAAAAAACAAAAAUAGUCGUAAUUUUAGUUGUUUAAGUCACCAUUGUGAUUUUUUUAGUAUUUUAGGUACAUUUUUAGUAAUUAUUUUUGUACCAAUUUAGUUCUAUUUUUGUACGUUUAGCAACACUGAACAGUCAAUUAAUGAUAAAAAUGACUUGAGAAACACUGCCAUAAGCACGCCAAAACAAUGCUUCUAAAAUUAGCUCAAUGUUACAGUUUUUAUUGACACUAUAAAAUUUGUCGGAACAAAAACGUUUUUCACUUAUAUUUUAAUUUUUUUUUAUUAUUAUCAUACUUUUAUACAUUCACCAAGUUUAAAAGAAAAGUGUUUAAAAAAAAACAAAAUCUAUAAAACAUGAUAAAUUGAUGUGUGUGACAAUGAGACUAUUAUACAUUCUUAAAAAAAAACUAAUUGAAUUAUUCAAACUCUAACUUGAUAAAAAUACGCAUGCGUAGUGAUUAUAAUAAAAAUGUUAGUUCUGACAAGUUUUGUACGAUUCAUUCUUCAAUUUGAAACGUUUUUUAUAUCGAUCGAUAUCUAUAACUGCGUCGUUUAAGCUAUGUUGAUACGAUAUGAAUAUAAAGUAUUUAUUAAAUAAGA